AUGUACCAAACACACAGCAAGAGAGAAUUUGCCAUAGAAUUCCAACCUCAAAUACAGAUAUUGAGGCCAAGCAUCCAUUCAAGAAGGGCAAAUUUACUAGUCAAAUUUCAAGACCUUUAUGGGUUUACUGUAGAGGGCAAUGUGGAUGAUGUUAAUAUAUUGAAUGAGGUUAGAGAGAAGGUGAGGCAACAAGGGAGGGUUUGGUGGGCUUUGGAGGCAAGCAAAGGUGCUAAUUGGUAUCUGCAGCCACAGGUUUCUUCGUUAACUGAAGGGAUUGCACUCAAAUCUUCUCUCAAAUUGUCUAAUUUAGCCAAUGCAAUUACUUUGAAGAGGCUUAUAAGGAAGGGGAUACCCCCUGUGCUUAGGCCUAAGGUUUGGUUUUCUCUCUCUGGUGCUGCGAAGAAGAAGUCUACGGUGCCUGAGAGUUAUUACAAUGAUUUGAGUAAGGCUGUUGAAGGGAAGGUUACAGCAGCAACAAAGCAGAUUGAUCAUGACCUGCCACGGACCUUUCCUGGUCAUCCAUGGUUGGACACUCCAGAGGGCCAUGCUGCACUCAGACGAGUUCUUGUUGGAUAUUCUUUCCGUGAUUCAGAUGUUGGCUAUUGCCAGGGCUUAAAUUAUGUUGCAGCACUGUUGUUACUUGUGAUGAAAACGGAGGAAGAUGCUUUUUGGAUGCUGGCAGUUCUUCUGGAGAAUGUCUUAGUGAGUGACUGCUACACAAAUAAUUUGUCAGGAUGCCAUGUUGAACAAAGAGUUUUCCAGGAUUUCCUUGCUAAAAAGUGCCCAAGAAUAGCGGCUCAUUUGGAAGAACUAGAGUUUGAUGUCUCCCUUGUUGCCACUGAAUGGUUUCUAUGCCUCUUCUCUAAGAGCUUGCCUUCAGAGACAACUCUGCGGGUGUGGGAUGUCCUUUUCUAUGAGGGGGCAAAGGUUCUGUUUCAUGUAGCUUUGGCCAUAUUCAAGAUGAAGGAAGAGGAGCUGCUUCUAACUCACCAUGUUGGUGAUGUCAUUAAUAUAUUACAUAAAACAACACACCACCUCUUUGAUCCUGAUGAAUUAUUGACGGUGGCAUUUGAUAAGAUAGGUUCAAUGACAACCAACACUAUAUCAAAGCAAAGGAAAAAGCAGGAACCAGCAGUAAUGGCAGAGCUUGAUCAAAGAUUGAGAAGACUAAACUCAAUCAAAAUGGAUGAUGAGAAAUAG
This is a messenger RNA of Dovyalis caffra, 1200 nucleotides long. The record is from the annotation of a GenBank genome assembly. Lineage: Eukaryota; Viridiplantae; Streptophyta; Magnoliopsida; Malpighiales; Salicaceae.